Quercus lobata is the source of this 519-nucleotide messenger RNA. RefSeq lists its product as uncharacterized. The transcript has a single exon. The record is from RefSeq and is a predicted model, not a curated record. NCBI's taxonomy places the organism in Eukaryota, Viridiplantae, Streptophyta, Magnoliopsida, Fagales, Fagaceae. Bases 1 to 519 code for a protein of 172 amino acids.
AUGCAUCUCCAAGGGGUUCCCGACGAAAUAAUGUGCAGAGCAUUCCCUACUACCCUCAAGGGCCCAGCACGAGUUUGGUUCAGCAAAAUACCCCUGAAUUCGGUGAGUUUUUUUGAAGAGUUGAGCAAGCUGUUUGUUAACAACUUCAUAGGAGGACAAAGACAUAAGCGUUCCUCGUCCAGCCUAUUGACCAUAGAGCAGGGAGAGAAUGAGAGUUUACGGUCGUUCAUCACCCGUUUCAACAGAGAAGCCCUGAGUGUGGACGAAGCAGAUGAAAAGCUCUUGUUGGCGGCUUUCCAUAAUGGGGUGAAUUCGGAUUUGUUCAUUCACAAACUCUAUGAAAAAAAGCCCCAGUCCAUGGCAGAACUUGUCCAUUCGGCUCAAAAUUUUAUGAAUGUAGAAGACGCAAUCAUUGCUAAGAAGAGGAAGAGGUCUGAGAGAGUAGACGCAAAUCCCGGUCGCCACUUAGAGCAGGGCCCUUGUCCAAAGAAGGGACGAACGGAAGACAGGAAAGACUGA